Archocentrus centrarchus (flier cichlid) is the source of this 2917-nucleotide messenger RNA. RefSeq names its product Rho related BTB domain containing 4 (gene rhobtb4). Gene Ontology annotation, molecular function: GTPase activity; GTP binding; protein binding. The transcript has 11 exons. NCBI's taxonomy places the organism in Eukaryota, Metazoa, Chordata, Actinopteri, Cichliformes, Cichlidae. Bases 1 to 2205 code for a protein of 734 amino acids. Gene Ontology annotation, biological process: small GTPase-mediated signal transduction. The record is from RefSeq and is a predicted model, not a curated record.
AUGUGGGUCAAUUCCGGAACCGUCGGAAGGGCCCUCUCCAUGGAUAUAGACACAGACUAUGAGCGGCCCAAUGUGGAAACCAUUAAAUGUGUGGUGGUAGGGGAUAAUGCAGUAGGCAAGACCAGGCUAAUCUGUGCCCGGGCCUGCAAUGCCACCCUCACACAGUAUCAGCUGCUUGCCACCCACGUGCCAACCGUCUGGGCCAUCGACCAGUACCGUGUAUGCCAGGAGGUGUUAGAGAGAUCUCGUGAUGUAGUGGAUGAAGUCAGUGUGUCCCUGAGGCUGUGGGACACAUUCGGGGAUCAUCACAAAGACAGACGUUUUGCCUAUGGCAGGUCUGAUGUAGUGGUGCUUUGCUUCUCUUUGGCUAAUCCCAAUUCCCUGCGCCAUGUCCGCACCAUGUGGUUCCCGGAGAUCAAGCACUUCUGUCCCCGGACGCCCAUCAUCCUGGUUGGCUGCCAGCUGGAUCUGCGCUAUGCCGACCUGGAUGCUGUUAACCGUGCACGACGACCACUAGCCAAACCCAUCAAACCUACGGAUAUCCUUCCUCCAGAGAGAGGCCAUGAGGUGGCAAAAGAACUUGGUAUUCCCUACUAUGAGACCAGCAUUGUUGCCCAGUUUGGUGUCAAAGAUGUUUUUGACAAUGCAAUCCGUGCUGCCCUUAUCUCCCGUCGACAUCUGCAAUUCUGGAAGUCUCACCUGAAAAAGGUCCAGAGGCCCCUUCUCCAGGCACCCUUCCUGCCUCCUCGGCCACCGCGCCCCAUAGUGGGCAUCCCAGACCCCCCUCUCACAGAUGGUGAGGGCCCCGACUCGCUUUUCUGUCAGCCUCUCUGUGCAGACGUUCUUUUCCUUCUGCAAGGCGGCACUACUCGUGUUUUUGCACACAAAGUCUAUCUGGCUACAUCCUGCUCCAAGUUCUAUGACCUCUUCACCCUUGAUCUAGGUGGCUCAUGUAGUGGGCCACGGGGGGAGGAACAGGAGAGCAACGAAAAAUCAGAGAGCAGGGAGGAAGAUGAGCAGAGUAGGAGAGGAGCCAAGGAGCAAGCUGGACGCACUAAAAGCCUAGACAUUGAUAAAGAUGGGGUUGAUGGAGGAGUGCGAGGCCUGAAUCAACCCCAGCUGCUCCAGCAGGGCUCUUUGAGGACUUCCCAGAGUGAUAAUGCACUUCCUUCUCGAGCCCAGUACUCCCUGGGAGCACUAGGGACCGGUCGAGCACUUUCUGGAUGGGGAAGGGGGUUCUUGAGUGUUUGUCUAGAGCACGUUGAUGAUCCCGUGACUGGACGACCCCGACUCAUGACUGUGGUAGCCAUGGAUGCACUUAUACAGGAGGAGCCAUUCAAGGCGGUGCUUCAGUACCUGUAUACAGGCAGUCUGGAUGAGGGCCGCGGCGAUCUGAUGCAGGUCGCCACCAUCGCAGAGCUACUUGAGGUGUUUGACCUGCGAAUGAUGGUGGCCAAUGUUUUGAACAGAGAAAGCUUCAUGAACCAGGAGAUCACCAAGGCCUUCCAUGUCCGCAGAGCCAACCGCAUCAAGGAGUGUCUCAAUAAGGGGACAUUUGCUGAUGUGGUGUUCCGACUGGAUGAUGGUUGCCUCCCCGGCCACAAGCCCCUGCUUAUCUCCAGCUGCGACUGGAUGGCGGCCAUGUUCCGUGGCUCUUUCAUGGAAAGUUACAUUGAGGAGGUCUCCAUCCCUAACACCAGCACAGCCUGUAUGCGAGGGGUGCUGGAGUUCCUGUACUGUGGUCUCCUGACGCCUUGUCCCGGUUUGGAGCCCAUGGAACUAAUCGUUCUGGCCAACCGUCUCUGUUUGCCACGCCUUGUCGCCCUCACUGAACAGCAUGCUGUGGAUGAGCUUCUUCAACUGGCAGUGAAAGGAAUUGACAUCGAUGGACAGGUGUUGGCUUACCUUGAGCUUGCACAGUUCCACAAUGCAAAGCAGCUAUCAGCUUGGUGUCUUCAUCACAUCUGUACUAAUUAUAACAGCAUCUGCCGCAAGUUUCCCAAAGAUAUGAAGGCCAUGUCUCCAGAAAACCAGAGGCAUUUUGAGAAGCAGCGCUGGCCACCUGUGUGGUUCCUGAAGGAAGAGGAUCGCUACCUGCGUUCCCAGAAGGAACGUGAACGUGAGGAAGAGAUCUUGCGCAAGCAGCACACCAAAAGGGGCUGGUGUUUCUGGAGGCACCCGUCCUCCUCGCCACAUGUCUCUUAAAGCAUCUCCAUCCCUCACCUGGAAAGUUAACCCCUCAUCAUGCCUCUUCACACAUAUAGAGGAGAAUCACCCCCAAACCCCCUAUUACUGGAUAAAUUACCCUCAGAGCUAAUAUGCCUGGAUGUCAGCAUGUUUGGGGGAAUGUAUGUGCCUCUUUAUAAGUGUGGGGGACCACACAAAUGCAUUUUGGUAUCCUGUGUAACAAGUGUGGACUCAGCUGAUGGGUAUGUGCAUGGAUGUGUGAUUCUAUGUGUGCGGUAUUGUGAUUGAGUGAUGCUUCCAAGUUGAGUGCUUCCCAAACGCCCUGUUUGAAAAUGGCCUAAGGCGUUGCAGUGCAGCCCCUUUUGUCCCUCCACAAGAGCUCUGUCCCUUCACCAGCACUCACAGUGUCUAAGCCGUCUGAGUGAUUGGACUGGGAGCAAGGGCUCUCUAUUUCUCUCAGUCUCCAUCCUUCACAUUGACCUUAAUGACUAUUACACAUUGACCACUGCAGCUUCUUGUGGGGGAGCUUACCUCUGCCUUCACUUCUAUACAGACUGUUAGCUUGCACACACACAGACCCAUGCUCAUUUUCCACCCCCUAAAAACCAGCACUCUAUUCCCAGGAAUUGACACUGACAAUGUAAUUAUUAUUUCAACAUUACUUAAGUUUUCUGGGCUUUUUUAUAUGUUUUGCGCCUUCUAGGAAACUUUUAUCAGGGGAAAUGGAGCA